GUUGUAUUUUCUUGAAUGGAGACUCACAGGUGAAGCAUCCACUUUGGCGUGCAAUCCAUCUUUUAUCCUGCUCUCCAUUCAAACUCUUAGACCACCCGCAUCGGGAGUUUAUGAGAGAGUCAUGGGCUCGGUAUCAUAGGCCUUAUCGAUUAAAAGAAAUGAAUAAAUGGGUUUUAACCCGUGAACCGGGUCUUCCAAGUGAGCCCGUAUGAUACGGGGUCAUGCCACGCGGCGCAGAGGGAGUGGCUACGCGAUCGCGCGGGUUGACUGCGAAAAAAUGGGUUUCGCGUGAAAGACCCCAUUUUCCCUUCUCUCUUCGAAAUCUAGGGUUUCUCCGUCUGUGAAGCGAUUUCGUGUCGGGGUCCAGAGCCGGAGAUUUUGUCGAUCAAUUCGUCGUCGGAGUCACUCGUAAACGCUCUCAGAUGGAAACUCCCCGAGAACCUCAUUUCUUCAAGCCUCUUCUUCCUGGUUUUCAAAGUGGCGUCGCAAUACCACUUGACUUCUACUCAAAACACAUACAAGGGGCUGAGAUCAAUAAACCAUGGAAGCUAAGAUCGGACGCUUCGGAUCAAAUCUGGAAGGUCAUCCGAGAAGGCAGGACACUCACGAAAGGUUGGAAAGAGUUCACCGAAGCACAUGAUCUUCGAAUCGGUGACAUUGUCAUCUUCAAACACGAAGGAGACAUGGUCUUUCAUGUGACUCCUUUUGGUCCUAGCUGUUGUGAGAUUCAGUUUACAAAUCCUCACAUCGCUAAGGAAGAAGCCGACGCGGAUGAUGCUCAUACUUUCUCAUACGACUACUGCUUCUUGGCUGAGGUUACUCCUACAAAUCAAAAGGACGACAAAAUGUUUCUUCCUGUGGAAGCUAUGAGGUGUGGUGCUUUGAACCAACAAUGCAAAGAGGUCAAACUUGUCAACAAGGAGGGAAAGUCAUGGACUGCGCGCUUCGGAUUUAGCGAAUCAGACGGUGCAUAUUACAUCAGCAGAGGGUGGAGAAAGUUCUGUCGUGAUAACAGAUGCACCAACGGAGAUUUGUUUGUGUUCAACGUGGUUGGAGACGGGACGACAACUCCAUUACUGUGUGUAUGUCCGGAAAGGAAGGAGUGUACUGAACUACUGAUCAAGCACUUCAGCAGAAUCGAUGGUAGCAUUGCUUCUACCUCACGAAAUUAGAUGGCUCUUUUGCGGUCUUUCCUCUCUAUCAUCUUAACUUGUUUCUUUUUGUUUCAUUAGCAACUUAUCAACUUAUGUAUUUCGCUUUGUAAAACUUGAAUGGUUUUUCUAUGUGAACUUUUAUCCUAAGUUAAACAUUCUCGAACUUAA
Molecule: messenger RNA, 1322 nt
Organism: Brassica napus (rape)
Lineage: Eukaryota; Viridiplantae; Streptophyta; Magnoliopsida; Brassicales; Brassicaceae
Product: B3 domain-containing protein REM9-like
Exons: 4
Coding region: 423-1172 (249 amino acids)
Molecular function (GO): DNA binding
Source: RefSeq, a predicted model, not a curated record